AACAAAAAAAGCUGUGAAAGUAAAUGGGAAACGACGACUGAGGACUCUUCCUUGUUCGUCUUCUUCUUCUUUCAUCCUUCGUUUUUCAUGUUUCUGAUUUUAAAAGCCUCUGGAUUUGGUUUUGGAUUCUUGGGUAUAAAUACCUUUGGUGGGUUGUUGUGAUUUUCAUAGUGAGUUAGUGUUUUGUAAUUUAAUCCUCUCGAUCGGGAUGUUUCUCACUUUCUUCUCUUCUCUUUGAUUCUUCUUUUUUUUUUUUUUACUCAUCGGGUGAGAAAAGGAAGUCUCUUUCAUGUGUUCUCGUGUGUAAUCAACUGUUUUAUUUUGGCUUACAAGCUCUAGUUUGGUUAAAUAAUCGUAGCAAGUAAAAAAACCAGAGAUUGCGAAGAUGCUGGAGGGAGCAAAAUUCAACGUGCUGGCUGUUGGGAAUCAUCAGAACAAUGACAACCACUACUAUGCUUUUACGCAGGAGUUUUAUCAGAAACUUAACGAAGGUUCAAACAUGUCCAUGGAGAGUAUGCAGACGAGUAACGCUGGAGGAUCUGUCUCAAUGUCUGUGGAUAACAGUAGCGUUGGUUCCAGUGAUGCUCUCAUUGGCCACCCUGGCUUGAAGCCCUUGCGCCAUGUUUACUCCCUCUCCGUUGGCCAAAGCGUGUUUCGCCCUGGAAGAGUUACGCAUGCGUUGAAUGAUGAUGCCUUGGCUCAAGCACUGAUGGAUAACAGGUAUCCAACUGAAGGGCUGGCUAACUAUGAAGAGUGGACGAUAGAUCUGAGGAGCCUCAACAUGGGUCCUGCCUUUGCUCAAGGUGCUUUUGGUAAAUUAUACAAAGGGACAUACAACGGGGAGGAUGUAGAGAUGAUACAGCAUAGAGCCUACAAUCAGAAGGUGGAUGUGUAUAGUUUUGGGAUUGUGCUGUGGGAGUUAAUCACAGGACAGUUACCGUUCCAGAACAUGACAGCUGUGCAGGCAGCGUUUGCGGUUGUAAACCGCGGAGUGCGUCCAACAGUUCCAAAUGAUUGUCUUCCGGUGCUGAGUGAUAUCAUGACUCGAUGUUGGGAUGCUAAUCCAGAAGUCCGACCAUGUUUUGUGGAGGUUGUCAAGCUGCUUGAAGCUGCGGAAACUGAGAUAAUGACGACGGCAAGAAAAGCCCGUUUCAGAUGUUGCAUGAGCCAGCCUAUGACGAUCGACUAAAAAAUAAACCCACCCCAAGAAAAUAACAAAGAGAGAAAGAAGAAGAUAUAAGUAAGAAAAGUGCCUUUAGAUAUAAGGUUGUAAGGUUGUAAGGUUGUGUGUCUGUCCUAUGUCAGUGUCCGUGUGUGUUUGUGUAUCUAUAAAAAUCUGAAUGUAUUUUGUUUUCUCAACAUAGGAGAAGUAAGUAACCCCCA
Messenger RNA from Camelina sativa (false flax), 1383 nucleotides. NCBI's taxonomy places the organism in Eukaryota, Viridiplantae, Streptophyta, Magnoliopsida, Brassicales, Brassicaceae. The record is from RefSeq and is a predicted model, not a curated record.